GGUGCAGAAGUGGCUUCAGGUGUUCUGUGUUGCUCUGAUGAGGCCCGGGCGUUGGCAGGAGGUUUAAAGACGCUGCACUGCGCCGACUGGUUUGCUUCCUUGUGGGUCAGAAGGGAGAGUCUGCAGUCUGAACCGGUUUGCUGUGGGUGGUUUUCUUUGAGUGCCAUUGAUGGAGCCCUUGUAUUUUGCACUCCUCUUGUCGGGAGUCUGCGUUCACUCGUCUUUUGCUUUCCCGCCGGCGCGUUACGCGCAACAUGCUUUGUCCCAGCGACCUCAGCACGGCGUGCCCGGGCAACAGAAGGCUCCGGGCGAGGAGCGGGAGCAGGUGAACACGGUCAGGGUGACCUGCCACCCAGACUCGCUGGAGGUCACGGUCGAGGCCGACCUGUUCGGCAUCGGGGCUCCUGUAAAGAGUGAGGAGUUGCGCCUGGGUGUGGAGCACAAUGUCUACUGUAGUGCCGCAGCGUCUUCAGCAGACCAGUACAAAAUCCUUGUCGGACUCACGGACUGUGGCACCAAGCAUUGGAUGACCGACGACGAUCUGGUCUACACGAACCUGCUCAUAUUCUCUCCUGCAGCCGCUCCAGAUGGGCUGACUCGGAUGGAUGAGGCCGUCGUUCCGAUCGAGUGUCACUACGAAAGGAAGUACAGUUUGUCCACUUCUUCACUCCUGCCUACCUGGGUCCCCUUCAUGUCUACACAAGCUGCAGUGGAGACUUUGGAGUUUGACCUGAGAGUUAUGACCGAUGACUGGUUCUAUGAAAGGAGCUCUAAUGUGUUUUACCUCGGCGAGCCCAUCAGAGUCGAGGCCUCCGUUAGAGUUGGACACCACAUGGGCCUGCGAGUGUUUGUGAGCAGCUGUGUGGCCACGCUUGAGCCUGACAUUUACUCCGUGCCCCGAUACGUCUUUGUGGAAAAUGGGUGCUUGGUUGACUCUGAGCUUCCUGGUUCAAGGUCCCACUUCUUGCCCAGGGCACAAGAUGACAAGCUCAACAUGGUCAUUGAUGCCUUUAGGUUUCAUAAUGAAGACCGAGGACAGCUCUACAUCACCUGUCACCUGAAUGCUGUGCCGGUCAACGACGCCGAGGCACCGAACAAGGCCUGCACUCUGACAAAUGGAAGAUGGCGCUCCAUCGACGGUAACGACUUCCUGUGUGGACAUUGUCAAAGACAAAAUGAGGCUGACCAAACCCCCAUGAAGCCCAGCAGCCCUGGCAAGUUCGGUCCACGUGGGUUUGGGAAGCCAGAUGAACUCAACGCCUCAUGGAGAAGUGGACUGAAAACCAAUACAGUGUGGGAGAAGGAGGCAAGUGUGGGUCCAAUGCUGGUCCUACCUGCUAGACACAAAAGUGGACCACUGCCUGCUGAAGAGCUCCCCCCUGUUCUCAAUCAAAUCAGCAGAUCUGGCCUCUACAGUAGCCAGUGGAGAGGUGGAGUGAGCAGAGUUGAUCUGAAGCAGGGACUGCUUCCUGGUCCAUCUACACUGGACCUGGUAGAGGACAGGGAUGACGACGACGAAAGUGAUGAAGAUGCAGAAAAGGUGGCUCCUGAGGUCACGAUGAAAUCAAAGGGUGCCGCACUGAACAGUAACGCCACAGCAGCCCCCAGUGACGUCAGCCCCUCCACUCCGGUUCAGCUGGAUGUGACGUUACUGUCAAAUGCAACCGUGACAGAAUCUGACCUUUCAGAUACAAAUGACCCAAAGAGAAAAUAAAAGUAUGACCUACUGAGCUUG
Scophthalmus maximus (turbot) is the source of this 1735-nucleotide messenger RNA. RefSeq names its product zona pellucida sperm-binding protein 3. Lineage: Eukaryota; Metazoa; Chordata; Actinopteri; Pleuronectiformes; Scophthalmidae. The coding region runs from base 170 to 1714 and encodes 514 amino acids. Gene Ontology annotation, biological process: binding of sperm to zona pellucida; egg coat formation; positive regulation of acrosome reaction. Gene Ontology annotation, cellular component: extracellular matrix. The record is from RefSeq and is a predicted model, not a curated record. Gene Ontology annotation, molecular function: acrosin binding. The transcript has 10 exons.